Rhinichthys klamathensis goyatoka is the source of this 5831-nucleotide messenger RNA. It is a transcript of the gene hivep3a, whose product is annotated as HIVEP zinc finger 3a. The transcript has 7 exons. Bases 408 to 5831 code for a protein of 1807 amino acids. The record is from RefSeq and is a predicted model, not a curated record. Gene Ontology annotation, cellular component: nucleus. Gene Ontology annotation, molecular function: RNA polymerase II cis-regulatory region sequence-specific DNA binding; DNA-binding transcription factor activity, RNA polymerase II-specific. Gene Ontology annotation, biological process: regulation of transcription by RNA polymerase II. NCBI's taxonomy places the organism in Eukaryota, Metazoa, Chordata, Actinopteri, Cypriniformes, Leuciscidae.
CAGGAUUUUCAGACAGACCCACCUGGAGUACACUGAAUUUGAAUCUUUGAAGUGGAUCAUCAUCUGAACCAGGCAGAACAUAAAACAUCUGCAGAACACAGGGACUUGAGAACCAGACAGGGCACUCAUGGAAAAACAUAGUUGCCAUGGAUUUCCAAGGACAAGAAAGGACAAGAAACAGAAGAGGAAGAAUUAUCUGUAACUGAAAAAGUUGUAUUGGUAUUCCAUAAAAUUAAUUUGAAGAAGCUCUUCUCACAUCAAGCAAUGAUGUAUACAGAAUGCUACAGUUGUGACGAUCCAUGCAUAUGUUGAAUGAAACAAUGUAUUAAGCGAUGCUCUGAAUUAAUUAAAUUAAUUGGUCAUUCGUAGUCUGGAAUAAACAGUACUUCAGGCUUUCAUAAAAUUUUAUGGAGGCCUUGCAUAGCCAGUUGACCACAGGGGAGCAAUCUGGAGGUUUAGAAAAGCAGAAUGAGACUCCAGUGGACAGCCCCCAGCCACAUUCAGUACCACAGUAUCAUGAACAGAGCAAGGUUGGCACCCAGCAGCAUCAUGCACAACAGCAAAAACGUAUUAAUCCUGAGAGAAAGCGUCUCAGAUUACAGAAGAAAACUGCUCAGGAGACAGACAAUGUUGAAGAGGGAAAGCCACCAAGGGCAUCUGGUAGUUCUGAAUAUCUUGAUGAUAACAUGAGGCAGCCUAGUGAAAUGCCAUCUGGAGCUUCAUCCUCAGCAGUAUCAGCUAUACCAUCCUGUUCCAUGGAUGAGGCCUUGGAAGGUACACCUCGACAAAAACGGGAGCGUAAACCUCAAAAGCCUGGAAAGUAUGUGUGCUCAUACUGUGGUCGUGCUUGUGCCAAGCCCAGUGUGCUUCAGAAACACAUUCGUUCCCACACUGGAGAGAGACCUUACCCAUGUGCACCAUGUGGGUUCUCCUUCAAGACUAAAAGUAACCUGUACAAGCACAGAAAAUCACAUACUCACAGGGUGAAAGCUGGUCUGACUGCAGACAGGGAAGGACCAAGUAUAAGUUGUUCAGAGGAGCCACUUACAGAAUCAGAAGAUGAAAGCCAACCAUCUUCCUUUUUAGAAAAACAAAGGAUGUCCAUUCAAAAGCAAAAUACUACAGAAAAGUGCUCUGAUAAACAGUUAAAAGGUGCAGAAGAUUCUCAUGCAGUUAAAAAGAGACUUGCAAUGAGACUUAGCAGAGGAAGACGUACACCUAUAGGAUCAUCUGAUGAAACAUCCUCAUCAUUUGGUCUAAGUAGCAAAGGUAGCACAGAGUCAGGCUAUUUCUCUCGAUCCGAGAGCACGGAAGUCUCUCAAGAUAGUCCACCAAACACAAGUGCCAAAAGCUAUGCAGAGGUCAUCCUUGGAAAGUUUGGUCGUCUUGGUCAAUUACAAAGGACUGCCCAUCAGCAACAUGCCCAUCCUGCUGGGCAAGAAAGUAAAAGAAUUCCAUUCUCUGUGCCAAAAAAGCAAGUUAUUGACCACAUAACAAAACUCAUCACCAUCAAUGAGGCUGUGGUAGACACCAGUAAGAUUGACAGUGUCAAACCAAGAAGGUUCUCACUCUCUAGGAGAAGCAGUACAGAACUGAAGCCAGCCUCUUCUAAAGAGCCUUUCCUUCACAGUCCAAAAGAAAUAGAUGUGAGUACAAAGAGCAGUGGUUCAAUUACUCUUGGUGUACCUUGUGAGAAAUUUCAGCACCAUUCUCUCAGUAUGGAACCAACUGACGCAACACCAACUGCUCUUCUUCUGAGAAGUCACUCCAUGCCCUCAGAUGCAAGCGUUAGUGAUGUGUCUGAAACUUCUCCUAGUCUUCGCCUUAGCCAAUCCUUUGAUGACCAGCAACCAGUUCAGAAUCGGCGUCAUGGUAUGCUAAGACGACAGCCUGCCAUUGAAUUGCCCAUCGGUGCUGAAAUUACCAUAGAUGAACACCCCUAUUCCAGCUCUUCAUUUCAUCCCUCAGUUCCUGCAGUGCCUGAUCCCAGCCAGAAACAAGAGGCACUUGAGUGUGAUGCAUGUGGCAUAGUUUUUAAUGACUGGGAGAGAUAUCAAACACACUGCAUGGUUCAUAUUUCUCAACAAACUGAAAUUCCAGUCUAUCAAGUGGAAGAACACACAAGAAAAUUCACAACUCGUCCUGGUGCUUUUGCAUUUAGAAAAAGAAGAAAAGAAGAGAGUAUAGAACUUGACAAUCCUUCUUUACCCUCGCUUUCUUAUAUAUCACUCAAGGGAUAUACGCCAUCUUGUGAACAACCUAUUAAAGGGACCAUUGAAUUAGGUCAAGAACAUGGCACAGAAUGUGCUUUGAAAGGAAUAUCUGUCAUACAGCAUACUAGUUCAUUUGAGAAACAUGAUAGUACUUUAAAAAACCCUGGACCAGAUGAGGUCUCUCACCCUCAUGAUGUCUCCCAUUGUUCUCCUUGCUCACAAUCAAAGGAGCAGUCAACUAAACCAUACUUCCGUAAACUUGUACGGCAACACAAUGUCCAAGUGCCAGAGAUUCUGGUCACUGAAGAUUCAAACACCAACACAUUGGCAGUAUCACCCCCUCCAACUGUACCUAAAAUCAAGGACGCUGAAAAGGUCAGUGAGUUCCAAUGGCCCCAAAGAAGUCCAACUUUAGCCCAACUUCCAAUUGAGAAGUUACCGCCUAAAAAGAAACGUCUCCGUCUUGCAGAAGCUGCCCAGUCAUCAGAGGACUCAAGCUUUGAAUCAAUGUCCCUGCCUCACAGUCCAAGUCAAGACAGUUGUGUGUCUCACACCUCCAGUCGAUCAACUUCAUUUGAAGAGGCUUGCAAAGCCGAUGCAGAUAUGACACCAACUAGGAGAUCAAGAGCCACUCAUACUUUGACAAUUCCCACAAAUUCUCACAGAGAAAUGAGGCGCUCUGCAUCUGAGCAGGCACCCCAUGUUCCUCAACAUGUUAACCUUAUUAAGGAAACUCGCAGUAAGUCUUUUGACUACAGCAGUUUGUCUCCAGAUCGGACCCCUGCAGGAUGGAGAGAAAGGCGGAAAUGCCUUCUAAUGAGGCAUAGUGCAGUGAGGGAACCUGAGGAGGAGGAUCAAUCUUCUAAAGUCUUCAACACCAGUUCUCCAACUCAAAGGACUAGCACAUCACCUAGCCAUAGCCCAGCAAUCUCGUACAGUCCAACCACCACCCAUCUUCUGUCUUUAAGCAAUACUAUAAACACAUUUAGUGAAAAGCAGAUCAUGCAAUCACAGGAUGUUUUAUCAGAGAAUACCCAGCAGAAUGCAUUGCAGUUGACCCCAUUUAUUCAUACUGACCAGCCCACAACAAUGGGAAGUCUGCUUUGUCCAUCAGGUGCUGCCAGAGCUCAUUAUUCUUCAAUGUCGACAGGACUCAAGCUUGAAAUUCCAAUGGAGAAUGACUUGGUGAAUUCUGAUGCAAGGGUCAACCAACCAUACCUCACUCAUUAUCGCCACCAUCGGAAUCUUGGUUUUGAUGUUACUUCAAACACAGAACUACUGAGACCUUUACCAGCCCAGAGAAUUCCAGUCCGUCUUAAUUCACACCUUCCACACCAUGCAGGCUCUAUUUAUACUACAGUUUCACAAACAUUUGCCUCAAGGCCUCAGGAACCUUGCUGCUCUGGAGUCAGUUCAAUUCAAGGGGCCUCAAAGUUUGAAAUCAUGGACCAACAAUCAAUAUCUGAUGGAUUCAAAUCAGUAAGUGCUGGAGCAACCAAACGUGUGCUAUCCCCGACAAGCAGUGAGGAGCUCAGCCCAGAAAGUGAGCAACAGCAGAAACGUGUGAAAGAGGAGGAGAAAAACCAGGAAAAUGAAAGGGGGAAUGAUGAAGUUUUGAUUGAAUGCAAGAAGGAUGAAAGACUGGGUGAGCAAAGUAUCAUCUUACCAACAGAACACAAAGAAUCACCAUUUCUGACUCUUAACACUAACCUUACUUUUACCUGGUGCUAUCUAAACUACAUAAAGCCCAAUCCAUCUAUACAGAGUGAACAACAAAACUCAGUCUAUUCUACAUGGUGUACAAGUACCCGCAAUCCAAACCCUCCUGGCUUGACAAGCAAGGAAAUGCUAGCCCUGUUGCACUGCAGGCAGAGACCAGAACCACUCAUCUACACCAUGGCAGCCAUGUCACCUCCUCUGGACAGGAAACAAGAGACACCUGAGUCCCAAAAGCCUAACGUGACUGAGGUACAUGCCACUCAGUCCACAGAACCGAAAGAAGCCCAGCAAGCUGAGUUGACAGAGGUAGAAAAGAAAACAGCAGUGGAGAAGGACGACCAACUAUCUACCUCCAAGUACAGCUCACGGGUACAGAUUUGUGAGGGAGGAUACAGGUCAAGUGAGGAAUACGUGUAUGUACGUGGCCGGGGGAGAGGACGAUAUGUAUGUGAAGAGUGUGGAAUACGCUGUAAGAAACCCAGCAUGCUGCGCAAACACAUUCGACUACACACGGACGAUCGGCCUUACGUCUGCCAGCACUGUAACUUUGCCUUCAAAACCAAAGGGAAUUUAACCAAACAUAUGAAGUCAAAGGCUCAUGGGAAGAGGUGUCCAGAGGGAACUGCUCCAGGACCAGUUCAGUGUGAGCUUGAGACAGAUGAGGGAGGUGAGAAACUUACGGAUCUGGUGGAGGAGCACCAGUUCUCAGAUGCAGAGGAGACAGAUGUGGACGAGGCUGAUGAUAAUGAUGAGGGUGACGGGCAAGCAUCAUGCUCCUCUUCAUCGUCUAAGAGUACAUCUCUCUCCAGGGAUAAUUCUGGCUCCUGUGACAUCUCAGGCUUUUCAAACCCAGGCUGGGAACAACAUCCCAAUCCGCCUGUCAGUAUGAGCCCCCGAAAACCAAGCCACUAUGGAGAAGCUGCCUCUCCGAAGACCACAAAGUCUAUAGUAACCCUUCGACACCUCGAACCCACCACAGGGAAAUGCUCGUCCCCCAUCCGCAGCCUGUCUCCUGGCCUGCAAAUGUCCCCUGCUUUACCGCAGUCUCCUCAGCGUGACAUGUCCCCUCUACGUUGUCCCUCUCCGAGACAUAGUCUCUUUCCAUCAUCUUGCCUUUCCUCUUUGUCUCCUUUUGAACACCCAGCCUCAUCGUUCCCAGAGAGACACGCGUCCCCCAUUAGAGCCUCGUCCCCCAUACAGCCUUCGUCUCACAGUUGUCCACUUGCAUUGACUGUUGGGGCCAGUGUGACUGUUCAGUACCAAGCUGAUAGACCCAGAGAUUCUACAAAAGCCUCACCCAACAGAUUAAAUCUCAAGACCAAACCAGAGAAAACACACAGUCCUAAGAGAAGGACCAACAUGACACAGUCUUGGCCUCUGCCACAUGGACGUCUCUCCAGGAACAUGCAGCCGAAAGAAGGCCAGCGUGUGUUAAGUCACCUGCCCCUGCAUUCCCAGCCCCAGGUGAUGAUUCCCAAUCUCAGCCUCACGAUUCCUAUAGGCGGGAUCCAGAUGGUGCAGCCACGCUCCAACAUGCUCCUCCGAAGCGCUUCUCUGCACCACAGUGUGGCCCAAAUGACUGUCACUGUACUGACAAAGGAGAAAGGGGCAGAUGGGGGUCCUACAGUUGAAGUUCCUCAUCGUAAAAAUCAGCUGAUAGUGUUCACGGAGCCUACGGUGGAGAUGAGCUCUAAGAGUAACACUUCCUCCGAUGAAGACAAGGAGCAAAUCCGGGGAGUGGUUCAGUCAGAGCUAGUAUCAAAAAAGAAGGAGGUUCCCAGCGUUCCCAUGACGACCUGGAAGAGUAUCUCUCAAAGAAAUAACAGAAAGCAUUCUCGAAGUCCCAAGAAAGCUCAGCCGGUAGACAGCUCAAGAACAUCCAUGGACACUAAGUGUUAA